GUUCUGUCAAGUGUCAAUAAUGUCAGUGGAAUUGAAAAAGUAAACAAACAAAAAUUGUGAAUAAAACCUAAAAUAAAAUGAAUUUCAUUUCAAACACAAUGAAUAUAAUAAGUUAUAGUGAACCUAAAACGUAAACUGUCAUCAACUAGCUGCUUCUAUGAAUAUUUUUAAAAAGAUAUCAUUCAAAAUUUCGUGUAAUUAUCACUCCUUAUGAGCAAGGAUUGUUUCCUGAUCUUGAAAUUACCAUAGUUAUUUCAAAGUUUAUUAUAAUCCUAGGUGAGAUGAUGUUGGCAUGAGUAUGGUUGUGUGCAUGGAUAUUACCAAUCAAGAAACUGCAUCACAAAAUACACAAAUGCCAGAACUGACGGUCACAUCUGAAAUAUAUGAGGAGUAUGAUUAUAAAACUAAAAUAUCGCCCAGUACAGAAGGAAAUGUGAUAUCAGAGUUUCCCUUUUUAUUGCCUAAAGCUGGAAGCAGUGCCACAUAUGAUGACGAUGAUGAUCUGGACAUCGAGAGGCCACAGAAGGAAUUUAUUAGAAUUGAACACAGUUCCAAAACCAAAAUCGCGCUAGUAGGCCUACAAGUAUGGCGGGGCGCGUUCCUCCUCGGUGAUUGGUUGAUACACCUCGGCUUGAAAGGGGAACUGACCAAUCGGAGUGUGUUAGAACUUGGCGCGGGAACAGGACUCACCAGCUUUGUGGCCGCUUUGUAUGCUAAGAAGGUUAUUUGCACAGAUAUCAACAUGGGCGGUAUAUUAGACUUAAUUAAGUUAAACGCUAAGUACAACAAGAAGUUAGUGAAGUCACAAUUUAAAGUAAUGCCGUUGGACUUCACGGACACUGCCUGGAGUCCUGCCUUGUUAACUGAAAUAAAACAGGCGAGCAUAAUAAUUGCUGCUGAUGUAAUAUACGACGACGAUUUGACAGCGGCCUUCGUGUCGACAAUACAGAAGAUACUAAAUACAGAGCCACCCAAAACGUUAUACAUGGUGCUUGAAAAACGGUACGUGUUCACGAUAGAACACCUCGACUCGGUGGCGCCCUGCUACGAGACAUUCCUCACUCUGCUAGACAAAGUAAAGACAGAAAAUGCACAUUCCACGUGGAACAUACAACAACUACCUCUAGACUUUCCCAAAUAUUUCACCUACGACCGCGUCAAAGAUCUUGUUCUAUGGAAAAUCUCAUCGAUACCUAAUUAGUAAAUAAAGCUAAAAGA
Spodoptera exigua (beet armyworm) is the source of this 1218-nucleotide messenger RNA. NCBI's taxonomy places the organism in Eukaryota, Metazoa, Arthropoda, Insecta, Lepidoptera, Noctuidae. The record is from the annotation of a GenBank genome assembly.